AUGAAGUUCCCUACCGCCGCCGUCUUCGCAGUCCUCGCUGCCAUCGCCGAGGCCAAGGUCCAGUUCACCAACUCCAACUAUGACAUUACCGAGGGUGAUCCCUUCACCCUGAAGUGGUCCGGCGCCGAGGGCCCCGUCACCAUCACGGUCAAGUCUGGCCCCGAGACCAACCUGAAGGACGUCAUGGUCAUCGACUCCGCCGACUCUGGCACCUCCUUCACCUGGACCCCCAAGGGUCUGCCCUCGGGCACCUACGCCUUUGAGAUCAAGGACAGCACCGGCGUCCCCAACUACUCGCCCCAGUUCACCUACCAGGGCACCGGCACUCUGUCCUCCACCGCCGGCAGCUCGUCUGCCAGCAAGACCUCGACCUCUGCCAGCAGCUCCUCCAGCGUUAGCAGCACCAUCACCAGCUCCAGCUCCAGCUCCUCCGCCUCGAGCACCAGCUCCUCCUCCUCUUCCAGCCGCAGCAGCAGCAGCUCUAGCAGCAGCAGCAAGACUUCUUCGAGCACCUCUUCCACCUCCACCCCCACCAACACCAGCCGCCCCAGCAACACCAACGACAGCCAGAACCUCAAGUCUCCCCUGGCCCUGCUCCUCCUCACCGUUGGCGCCCUCGUCUUCUUCCACUAA
Molecule: messenger RNA, 633 nt
Organism: Thyridium curvatum
Lineage: Eukaryota; Fungi; Ascomycota; Sordariomycetes; Thyridiales; Thyridiaceae
Exons: 3
Coding region: 1-633 (210 amino acids)
Source: RefSeq, a predicted model, not a curated record